AGUUUUCCGAAAUUUCAAGUGUCGUCUUCUUUCCCCCCCAUCUCGCGAUAUUUCCUCAAUGUCUGUGUCCUUCAUGUGAAAUCCAAAAUGGGUUAUUGGGAUCUGCAAGAGGGGAAAGAUUGUAUCGAGAAAACAUGGAUCACCACUAAAUUGGGCACAGCUCUAGGGUUGGUGGGUUCAGCCUAUCACAUUGUGGCAUUCCAGCCUGAUUCCGCAAUCCAAGCUGUUCAGAGAGCCACAAAUGGCACAGUAACCAUGGCUGCCUUGGGGGCGAUCUUUGGAAUGACCACUUGUCUAGCUGCACAGGCCCGGGAUGCUCCUGAUGAUCCGGUGAACUAUUUCCUCGGAGGCUGUGCAUCAGGAGUCUUUCUUGGAGCUCGUACUCACAGUGCAAUGACAGGCACGACGGCAUGUAUUGGGCUGGGGACACUGGCCAUGUUCACUAAGGUGGGCAAGAUGGAGGGCUGGAGAUUAGCUGGACCACCCAGGAUGUAAACAGCCCAAGGGGGAGACUAUAUAUUGACAUGUAUAUUGUAUAUUAAAUAUUCCUUGAAUAAACUUGUGUAAAAGAG
Oncorhynchus keta (chum salmon) is the source of this 572-nucleotide messenger RNA. Its product is annotated as NADH dehydrogenase [ubiquinone] 1 alpha subcomplex subunit 11-like. The transcript is spliced from 4 exons. Lineage: Eukaryota; Metazoa; Chordata; Actinopteri; Salmoniformes; Salmonidae. The coding region runs from base 88 to 495 and encodes 135 amino acids. The record is from RefSeq and is a predicted model, not a curated record. Gene Ontology annotation, biological process: mitochondrial respiratory chain complex I assembly.